AAAUAAGGCAGCAGCAGAAGGAAAAGUAUGAGUGCUUUACAUUUCAGGUUAACUCUCCCAAACCAAACCCAAGUGUCAUCCAAUCCAAAUACCAAAAUAAAAUGAUAUGACAAAGGCACAGAGGAACCUCCAACUUCCAGGAACGCGUCAAUGGCGGCGGCAGCAGCAGCAUCACAGUGCAUCUUCUGCCAGAUCGCCAGCAAAUCCACCUCUACCACUCUCCUCCACACUGAUGACAAGGUCGUUGCUUUUCAAGACAUCCGCCCGGCUGCCGUAAGGCAUUACUUGGUUAUUCCUGUGGAUCACAUUCCAACUGUUAAGGAUCUUCAAAGGAGACCUGAAGACUACUCUUUGGUAAAUCACAUGUUAGAAGUGGGGAAAACGCUAAUUCAACGAGAUGCACCUCAAUGCCAUCAGUACAGAUUUGGCUUUCAUCAACCUCCAUGCAACUCUGUUAACCAUCUUCACCUCCAUUGUUUUGCACUGCCAUACACACCCAGAUGGAAGUGUAUGAAAUAUAUAGCCAUGGGACCAUUUGGAUUUCUUGAGGCUGAAAAGUUGUUGGGGAAGAUAAAGCCUUUGCCACAAGUUAUCUCUAAAGUUUGAAAAUUGCGCGAUAAUUAGCAGUUAAACAUGAUUGAAUUGGGUUUCCCUAAUAAGUGGGUUGUAACACCAUAAAAAAGAGAGUAUAUAUACUAUGUUUAAACCUUGUAAUGAAUCAUGUAUCUUGGUUGUGCUUACUUUAAUAAUCUGCAUUGCUUCAAAUCA
Molecule: messenger RNA, 768 nt
Organism: Prunus avium (sweet cherry)
Lineage: Eukaryota; Viridiplantae; Streptophyta; Magnoliopsida; Rosales; Rosaceae
Gene: HINT4
Product: histidine triad nucleotide-binding 4
Molecular function (GO): catalytic activity
Source: RefSeq, a predicted model, not a curated record